Molecule: messenger RNA, 3210 nt
Organism: [Candida] anglica
Lineage: Eukaryota; Fungi; Ascomycota; Pichiomycetes; Serinales; Debaryomycetaceae
Source: the annotation of a GenBank genome assembly
UUUUGAUUCCCUUUUAUUGGUCUGAUGGAUUCUCUUAUAGGGGGAGAUGAUGAUGAUGGCGUAUUUGACGAUAAUCUUGACACAGAUGCCAUUGACAACCUUUUAUCGAAAACUCCAGUGAAUCAAUCAUCAGUGACAGUUUCUGGUCCGCCACCACCACAAAGAAAUCUUUAUGGAGAAAUUGUUGCCACCCCUUCUGAUUAUAUAGACAUCAGAGAAGAGCUUGCAAGACAACCCAAGACAUUCCCUCCUACCCACCACUUCAUAGACUAUGACAGUCUAGACACUUAUCUCUACCCAACAAACUUUGAAGUGAGAGAUUAUCAAUACAAUAUUGUAAGGAAUGCAUUCUAUAAUAAUAUACUUGUGGCACUCCCCACUGGGUUGGGGAAGACGUUCAUUGCAUCCACCGUGAUGCUCAACUUCCAUCGAUGGUUCCCCGAGUCCAAGAUCAUUUUCAUGGCUCCAACAAGACCAUUGGUGGCACAACAGAUCCAAGCGUGUUGUAGAGACACCGGGAUCCCCGCGUCACAUGUAGCCACAUUAUUAGAUAAAACUAAGCGGAAUAGAGCAGAGAUUUGGGAUUCCAAAUCUAUAUUUUUUACCACCCCUCAAGUGGUUGAAAAUGAUUUAACUGCCGGUUUGGUAGAUCCCAAACUGAUUGUAUUACUUGUUGUUGAUGAAGCACAUCGAGCCAAGGGUAACUACGCAUACAAUAACGUGGUCAAAUUCCUUGAUAGGUUCACUAAUUCAUAUAGAAUUCUUACCUUGACUGCCACACCUGCGUCAGAUGUGGAAGGAGUACAAGAAAUUAUUGAUAAUUUAUCUAUAUCUAAAGUUGAAGUAAGGACGGAAAAUAGUAUUGAUACUUCUAAAUAUUUGAAACGGAAAGUAAUUGAGAGGAUUACAGUGACUAAUACAGUGGAAAUUGAAGAUAUUAUUGAAUUACUUUCGGUGGCAAUAGCUCCUGUAUUGAAACAAGCCAAUGAACGGAAAAUAUAUGACAUCACUGAUCCGCUGAAAAUCAAUGCCUUUAAGGCCAUGGAAGCAUCACAAAGAAUGAUUCGGAACCCAAGUAUCCCCGAGGGACUUAAGUGGCUGAAUUAUUUUCUACUUCAACUACUCAAUGUAGUAGGGCAAGCCUUACGAAGACUUGUAGUUUAUGGGAUAAGGUCCUUUUAUAGUUAUUUUAAUGAUAAAUUCAAAGAAUUUACCACCAAAUUUAACAAUAAAAAGUCCAAAAACCAAACUGCAGCAUCGUUUUUCUUCCAUGAUAAUAUCAAGCAACUUCUUGAUAUUUGUGAAACUUGGCUAGUGGAUAAAAAAUUCUUGGGACAUUCUAAACUUGAACUGGUUUUAUUUGAACUUGAUGGGUUCUUCCAACAAGCACGAGAAGAUUCUGGGGUCAUCAUAUUCACCGAAUUCCGUGAAUCUGCAUUGGAAAUAGUCAGAGCAUUGGAAAAUUCAGGUAAUGAUAAAUUUAGACCACAUAUUUUCAUUGGACAAGCAAAGGAAAAGGAGAAAUUUGAUGAGGUGAAGUUUUUAAGUAAGGGGAAAAAGGGGAAAAAGAAAAAGAAGAAUGAUAAAGAAGAGGCAGAAGUGGAAGAAGAAGUGGAAGGAAAUAUAAGAACUAGUUCUGAAGAUGCUCAAGCAAAGGGAAUGAAUCAAAAAAUGCAAAAGGAAUUAAUUCAAAAAUUCAAACGAGGAGAAUACAAUAUUUUGGUGGCUACAUCCAUUGGAGAAGAAGGUUUGGACAUUGGAGAAGUUGAUUUGAUUGUAUGUUAUGAUUCCACUGGGUCACCAAUCAAAAAUAUACAAAGAAUGGGUAGAACUGGACGUAAACGAGAUGGGAAGGUUCUAUUAUUGUUUGCAAGCAAUGAAGAGUCCAAAUUUGACAAGGCCAUGGGUGGUUAUGAAUAUAUUCAACAACAUAUCAUGAAUAAUAAACUUAUACAACUUUCACAAAGUGAUCGAAUAAUCCCUAAACAAUAUACCCCGAUAGUGAAACGAGUAUUUAUAGAAAUCCCCGAGGAAAAUAAACCACUCACCACGGUGGAUGAUGAAGAUGAAAUUAUUCGACUUGCCACUCAAUAUAUGAAGAAUAUUGGGCCCAAAAGUAAGAAUAAGAGUAAGAAAAAGGCCGCUACAAAGCCUCAAGCGGGACAACUGAAGUUAGAAAAGAGAUUCUUUAUGCCCGACAAUGUAGAGACUGGGUUUACCAAGGCUGCAAAUUUGGUGAGAAAUCCAAAUACAUCCAUUUCUUCUGAUAAGGAUAUUUUAGAUUCUAUAUGUGAAAGUGAAGAUGAUUCGGAAGAUAAUGAGAAGGAGGAAGUAUAUCUGGAUCGGAACCUAGAUGGGAACGUUCAUACUACCCCACCAUCUUCUGUGGGGAGACUGGUUAAUACGAAAUCUCAUGAGAUUUUAGACGAUGAGAAUAAUGUUGAGAAUUUGAGUCCUUCAGUGACUAAGAAAUAUGCACCAGUACCGACUAAACGACCAGUAUCAGAGAUGGUCAAACCAGUUAGGAAAACACUUGGAUUGAAAAGGGCAAGACCUAAUAUCAUCGAACAGGUCAAAGAACAAGCAUCUCGUAUAAUCAAACCACAAACAACCAAUGAGUAUAUUUCACUUAUUGAUGAUGAAGAAGAGGCAAAUGUUGAGAAAGAGACAAAGGUUGAAGAAAAAGAUACAAUAAUAGAAAGGAGAAAUGAAGUCUCCUCGAAUUUUAAAAAUAUAAAUAUUGAAGAUGUCACGUUUUCGGAAGAAGAAGAUGUAUUUGAUGAUGGCUUGGAUGAAGAGUUGGUGAUGUUAGGAGGACGAGGUACGUCUAGUACUCCUGGUCCAGAAGAAGAAGAAAAAGAAGAAAAAGAAAGACUAAUCAGUAGCACACCAGAAGAACAUAGUAGCACCCCACAAGCCAUAGAUGAGGUAUUCAAAUCCGAGUUUGAGCCACAUGAAGGUUUUUUAAAUGAAGAAGAACAAAUACAGCUCUACACAAGACAUUACACAACAGUCUCAGAUAUGAGCACGUACUACGACCCCAUUAUGGGGGCGAAAAAUGGAGUGAUUGGGAAAAUAGGACAUAGUACAACGGGCCAGAAUUUUGUUGAUUUAACAUCAAAAAUGGCGAAAAUGACUAAAAAGGAAGCAACAGAAAUAUUAAAUCGGUAUAAGAAUUCAUAGAUAGACUUAAUUGAAAGGAUAAAGUGA